AUGAUUUGGAAGAGUCGUUUUUUCUUUGCACAGUCCAGGAUGUCGACCAUGAGGUUCAGUGGGAAACAGUUAUUACUCAUAGUAGCGUCUGUGUUUUUCCUCUGUGUGGCUGCAGACAUACGUGCACCUGAAGUGCACACUAAGCUGGGGAGUCUGAGAGGUCAGUACGUCAGUGUUAAGGGGAAGGAGACUGGGGUCCAUGCCUACCUGGGGGUCCCCUUUGCCAAGCCCCCUGUAGGUCCUGCUCUGAGACUGGCUGCACCUCAACCUGUAGAGGGAUGGGAAGGAGUGAAAGAUGCCACCCAGCAGCCAGCCAUGUGCAUUCAACACAAACACCAUGUGAAAAAACUUUAUGAUAAACUUGAAGACAUUUUUCCAAUAGUUUUAGACAUUUCUGAAGACUGUCUCUACCUCAACAUUUACACGCCUGCAAACAGAGCUCAUGAUGCCAAACUCCCAGUCAUGGUUUGGAUCCAUGGUGGAGGAUUUACUAUGGGCUCAGCUUCUAUGUAUGAUGGAUCUGCACUGGCUGCUUACCAGGAUGUGGUUGUGGUUUUGAUCCAGUAUCGCUUAGGAAUUCUGGGAUUUCUCAGCACUGGAGAUCAACACAUGCCUGGAAACGUUGGUUUGCUGGACCAGGUACAAGCUCUGAGGUGGAUCCAGCAGCACAUUCACAACUUUGGUGGAGAUCCAGGUUUAGUCACUGUAUUUGGAGAGUCUGCAGGUGGGAUCAGUGUGUCUUUGCUGCUUCUCUCAUCGUUGUCUCAUGGGUUGUUCCAUCGUGCCAUUGCUGAGAGUGGAACUGCUGCCAUGGACAUAGCUGUGUCAGUUGAUCCUCUACCAAUUAUGCAGAUGGUGGCCAAUGCAUCUGGUUGUAGCCAUGAAAGCACGGAGAAGAUCGCUGAUUGUAUUAGAAACCUGGGUAUUGAAACUAUUCUGACCAUUGGGAAGGAUGAUAAUUUGAUGCCUUCUAUAAAUGUUGACGGACACUUUCUGACAAAACCUGUGGAGGAGCUGUUCCUUGAACAUGAACUUCUCACUGUUCCAUUCAUGACCGGUGUGAAUGAUGAUGAAGGAGGAUGCAUGAUUUCAUGGUUUUUCCAUCUUCAAAACUGGACAGAGGGAAUGGAUCGAGAGCAGAUCACAAAGGCACUGUCUGUUUUCUUUCCUUAUCCCAAACAAGCAGUCUUCAGAGAUUUGAUAAUAGAUGAAUAUAUUGGAACUGGUGAAGAUUGUGUGAAAAACAGAGACGGGUUCACUGAGAUGAUUGGAGACAUUAUGUUUACUGUUCCAGCCAUAAAGACAUCUAAUGCCCACAGAGAUGCAGGUGGUGCUGUUUACCUGUAUGAAUACCAGCAUCCUCCCAAACUCCUGCAGAAGAAAAGGCCAAGCUUUGUUCGGGCUGAUCAUGCAGAUGAAAUUUUCACAGUGUUUGGACUCUGUUUUACAACUACUCAUGUCAAACUACCUGACCCAUGUCCCAAAGAGGAGGAAGAGUUAAGCAAAACCAUGAUGAGCUACUGGGGGAACUUUGCCCGUACAGGGUCUCCUAAUGGUGACGGGCUUGCUCACUGGCCACAGUAUGGAGCAGGAGAAGACUACCUGGCCAUUGGUUUGAAGCAGCAGGUCACCCGUCAGCAUCUGAAGAAGAAUCGCUUUGUCUUCAUGACUCAGACGCUUCCAGAGAAGAUCAAGCAACAUGAGAAGAAGAUGGAGCGUAGUGAACUGUGCAGGGCGUCUACCACGGCGCCCAAAGAGCGCGAGAAAAAGUGUGCCACCGCCGCGGCAGGAGAGGACAUCCUUAAGACGAGUGGUCCUGAAGAAGGCGAAGUCGAGGCGGACGGCGACGAAGGAGGCAGCGACACCCCAGUGGCAGGAGAGGGCGAGGUCACCAGGCUGGGAGACGAGACAGACGGCCCCUUCUGCACCGAGAGGGGCAGAGACAGCCACUUCUGUAGAACCAACACUGGGCAGAACGUCCUCCUCCUUAGAGGUCGACAGGAACUGAGGCAGAAAAUACCUCCACUUGGAGGCCGACAGGGACUGAGAAUUCAGGAUGUCGACCAGGAAGUUCAAUGGGAAACAAAUUUUGCUUAUUGUAGCCUUUGUGUUUUUUCUCUGUGUGGCUGCAGACAAACAUGGUGUAUUCAACAGAAACAACAUAUAAUUGAUAUUCUUGAAAAAUCUUUUGGCAUGUUCCUGGAUGUUUCAGACAUUUCAGAGGACUGUCUCUACCUCAACAUUUACACUCCUGCAAACAGAGCUCAUGAUGCCAUACUCCCAGUCAUGGUUUGGAUCCAUGGUGGAGCAUUUACUUUGGGUUCAGCUUCUACGUCUGAUGGAUCUGCAGUGGCUGCUUACCAGGAUGUGGUUGUGGUUUUGAUCCAGUAUCGCUUAGGAAUUGUGGGAUUUCUCAGCACUGGAGAUCAACACAUGCCUGGAAACGUUGGUUUGCUGGACCAGGUACAAGCUCUGAGGUGGAUCCAGCAGCACAUUCACAACUUUGGUGGAGAUCCAGGUUUAGUCACUGUAUUUGGAGAGUCUGCAGGUGGGAUCAGUGUGUCCUUGCUGCUUCUCUCACCAUUGUCUCAUGGGUUGUUCCAUCGUGCCAUUGCUGAGAGUGGAACUGCUGCCAUGGAUGCAUAUGUGUCAAAUAACCCUUUACCAAUGAUGCAGAUUGUGGCAAAUGCAUCUGGUUGUAACCAUGAAAGCACAGAGAAAAUCGCUGAUUGUUUCAGACGCCUGGAUAUUGACUCUAUUGUAACCAUUGGGAAGGAUGUUUAUUUGAUACCUUCUAUAAACGUUGACGGACACUUCCUGACAAAACCUGUGGAGGAGCUGUUCCGUGAACAUGAAGUUCUCACUGUUCCAUUCAUGACCGGUGUGAAUGAUGAUGAAGCAGGAUGGAUACUUGCAGAUAUUUUUGGUCUUCAAAACUGGACAGAGGGAAUGGAUCGAGAGCAGAUCACAAAGACACUGUCUGUUUUUUUAUCUAAUCCUAAACAUGCAGUCACCAUAGAUCUGAUAAUAGAUGAAUAUAUCAGUACUGGUGAAGACCGUGUGAAGAACAGAGACGGGUUCACUGAGAUGAUUGGAGACAUUUUGUUUACUGUUCCAGCCAUUAAGACAUCUAAUGCCCACAGAGAUGCAGGUGGUGCUGUUUACCUGUAUGAAUACCAGCAUCCUCCCAAACUCCUGCAGAAGAAAAGGCCGAGCUUUGUUGGGACUGAUCAUGGAGAUGAACUUUUUAUAGUGUUUGGACUCUGUUUCACAACUACUCAUGUCAAACUAUCUGACCCAUGUCCUAAAGAGGAGGAAGAGUUAAGCAAAACCAUGAUGAGCUACUGGGGAAACUUUGCCCGUACAGGGUCUCCUAAUGGUGACGGUCUUGCUCACUGGCCACAGUAUGGAGCAGGAGAAGACUACCUGGCCAUUGGUUUGAGGCAGCAGGUCAUCCGUCAGCAUCUGAAGAAGAACCGCUUUGUCUUCAUGACUCAGACGCUUCCAGAAAUGAUCCGGCAACAUGAGGAGGAUAUGGAGCGUAGUGAGCUGUAGAAUAGUGACUUCCCAGAUAUCUGUCAUUAAAAAUUAAAUGCA
Betta splendens (Siamese fighting fish) is the source of this 3597-nucleotide messenger RNA. RefSeq lists its product as uncharacterized. Lineage: Eukaryota; Metazoa; Chordata; Actinopteri; Anabantiformes; Osphronemidae. The record is from RefSeq and is a predicted model, not a curated record. The transcript is spliced from 28 exons. Bases 1 to 3555 code for a protein of 1184 amino acids. Gene Ontology annotation, molecular function: hydrolase activity.